Messenger RNA from Rhea pennata, 1685 nucleotides. It is a transcript of the gene GPT, whose product is annotated as glutamic--pyruvic transaminase. The transcript is spliced from 11 exons. Gene Ontology annotation, biological process: biosynthetic process. Gene Ontology annotation, molecular function: L-alanine:2-oxoglutarate transaminase activity; pyridoxal phosphate binding. Lineage: Eukaryota; Metazoa; Chordata; Aves; Rheiformes; Rheidae. The coding region runs from base 16 to 1488 and encodes 490 amino acids. The record is from RefSeq and is a predicted model, not a curated record.
CCGGCCGCGCGGGCCAUGGCGGCGGCGGCGGGGCAGCCGCGGCGGCAGCGGGCGCCGGUGCUGAGCGCCGCCACCAUGAACCCGGCGCUGCGGCGGGUGGAAUACGCCGUGCGCGGCCCCAUCGUCGCCCGCGCCCUGCAGCUGGAGCAGGAGCUGCGCCAGGGCGUCCCCAAGCCCUUCACCGAGGUGAUUAAAGCCAACAUCGGUGAUGCCCACGCCAUGGGGCAGAAGCCCAUCACCUUCCUGCGGCAGGUGAGCGCCGCGUGCCUGUGCCCGGAGCUGCUGCGCCAGCCCUGCAUCGCGGACGACGCCAAGGAGCGCGCGCGGCGGCUGCUGGCCGCCUGCGCCGGGCAGAGCGCCGGUGCCUACAGCGCCAGCCCAGGCCUGGAGCUGGUGCGCCGGGACGUGGCGCGCUUCCUCGAGCGGCGCGACGGCGUGCCCGCCCGGCCCGAGGACGUCUUCCUCUCCACGGGGGCCAGUGAUGCCAUCGUGACCAUCCUGAAGCUGCUGGUGUCCGGGGAGGGCCCGUCGCGGACGGGCGUGAUGAUCCCCAUCCCGCAGUACCCGCUCUACUCGGCCGCCAUCGCCGAGCUCAGCGCCGUGCAGAUCAACUACUACCUGGACGAGGAGCACUGCUGGGCGCUGGACGUGGGCGAGCUGCGGCGGGCGCUGGCCCAGGCCCGCCGCCACUGCGCCCCCCGCGUCCUCUGCAUCAUCAACCCGGGCAACCCCACCGGGCAGGUGCAGAGCCGGCAGUGCAUCGAGGACGUCAUCAAGUUUGCGUUUGAGGAGCAGCUCUUCCUCAUGGCCGACGAGGUGUACCAGGACAAUGUCUACGCCGAGGGCUCGGCUUUCCACUCCUUCAAGAAGGUGCUCUUCGAGCUGGGGCCACCAUACACGGACGUGGUGGAGCUGGCCUCCUUCCACUCCAUCUCCAAGGGCUUCAUGGGCGAGUGCGGGUUUCGCAGCGGCUACGUGGAGGUGGUCAACAUGGACCCUGAGGUGCGGCAGCAGCUGACCAAGAUGGUUUCGGUGCGCCUGUGCCCACCCGUGCCCGGCCAGAUUGUCCUGGACGCCAUGGUGGACCCACCGCAGCCCGGCGAGCCUUCCUACGAGCGCUUCAUCGCCGAGAAGCAGGCGGUGCUCAGCGCCCUGGCGCACAAGGCCCGGCUCACCCAGGAGAUCUUCAACCAGGCGCCCGGCAUCCACUGCAACCCCGUGCAGGGCGCCAUGUACUCCUUCCCCAGGAUCGAGCUGCCGCCCCGCGCCGUGCAGGAGGCCAAGGCGCAGGGCCAGGCCCCGGACAUGUUCUUCUGCAUGAGGCUGCUGGAGGAGACGGGCAUCUGCGUGGUGCCAGGCAGCGGGUUCGGGCAGCGAGAAGGCACCUACCACUUCCGGAUGACCAUCCUGCCGCCCACGGAGAAGCUCCAGGUGCUGCUGCAGAAGCUCAGCCAGUUCCACGCCAAGUUCACCAAGGAGUUCUCCUAACGCCGGCCCCGGCCGCCUCCGCGUGCCUUCAGCCUCCAAGUGCCUUCCCGGGGCGGACACGAGGGCACCCCGUGUCCUGGGGCUGGUCCCCCCCCCGGCUCCCCGUGCCCCCCCGGGGCUCGGCUCCGCCGCCCGGGCACGGCGGGUGGGGCUGGCUCUCCCCUCGGAAACCCCCAAUAAAAGGGUAGUGGACAGGC